Molecule: messenger RNA, 2906 nt
Organism: Paramormyrops kingsleyae
Lineage: Eukaryota; Metazoa; Chordata; Actinopteri; Osteoglossiformes; Mormyridae
Gene: tslig3b
Product: family with sequence similarity 98 member B
Cellular component (GO): tRNA-splicing ligase complex
Source: RefSeq, a predicted model, not a curated record
CAUUUAUCAGUAACACUCCCGGAAGGAGUGAGUUGUUUGAGAAACAGUUACCGGGCUCGCGUUACAUCGAGUCGCACCUCUGUAAGAUGUAGUUUGAAUUUUUUUCUGGGACUGCAUUAUACAAUGGAAUAUGAUAUUUUAGAUACGCUGGAACAACUCGGAUACGAUGGACCUUUAACAGACGAGCAUGUGCUCGCAGAAGCCUGCGAUUGCGGCUUGUCCUCCCCCGCUUUUGCCGGUCUCAUUGUGUGGAUGACCGUGCGACUCGCGCAGCUGCUGGGUCUGGAAGAAAGUGUGUGCAUCGAUGAAAAUGAUGCCGAUGGUCUUCAGUCUCAUAUAAGUAGGCUGUUGAAGGAAAUGCUCUGCCCAUAUCCAGCGCUCUUAGAGAAAGAGGCGCUACAAAAGAAAGAGAAUUGUCUUAAUCUUAUUUUGUAUUUAAGUUCAGAACUGCAAGCUGCACAGAUUGUGGAAAGCAAACAAAGCCAUGUGGGUGAUAUGUGUACAACUAUGCAAAAUCUCAAGUCUAUCUGCCAAACAUUGAAGCUCUCUGAACCAAAUGGGCAAUCAACAAUCGACAUCAUCUCCCACAUUGAAGCAAAGAUAAAAGAAAUUUGUGAAGACCUUCCAAAGCAGCACCUUGGCAAGCCUGUCUUGAAGUUGUCCUUCAACAGUGAACAAUGGGGAAGGUUGGAGCAGAUUAACUCUGCUCUUUCUGCUGAGUAUGAGCAUCGGCGCAGGAUGCUGAUUAAGCGCUUGGAUGUCACUGUGCAGUCUUUCAGCUGGUCAGAAAGAGCAAAGAAUUGUUUAGACAGAAUGGCAAAAGUUUACCAGCCCUUGAGAUAUUCCUUGCUGUUCAAGCCAUCGAUUAGUCUUGGUCACCUGCUAGCUGCAAGAGAAGACAUUUGCCAUGUGAUGAAGACAAGCAGUGGGCAGACUCGGGAGAAGACUGCAUGUGCCAUAAAUAAGAUCCUGAUGGGCAGCGUUCCUGACAGAGGUGGACGGCCGUCAGAAAUCGAUGCUCCGCCACCUGAAAUGCCACCUUGGCAGAAGAGGCAAGACUUUGGAGGAAGAGGUGGCUGGGAUUCUAGGGAGAGAGGAAGAGUAAGAACACAUAGGAACUUUCAUGGAGGAAGAGGAGGCAGCUAUGGUGGAAGGGCGAGACAUUAUUUCUAUUAAGGCAUAUUAUUGUGCACUGUACAUUUAAGUGAAACUAAAUACUUGUAGGCUUCAUGGGAACACUGAGGUAGUUCUAAGAUGAAUCCAGUGCUUGAAUACUAAGGAUGUGGUUCUUGUAGUAAAACAUACUUAUGCUACACUUACAAUUAACUUUGCUUUUUGCAUUUUUUUAAAGUUAUUUGCAUUCUCAAAAAUUUUAAAUGCUGUAAAAUAAAACUGAAAAUCAGCUAUAAAUGCUAUAUUCCAGGUACAGCUUGCUUUUGAUCUUUUCUCGUCUUCUCCCAUUUACUUUGACACAAGUUGACAUAGAACUUUUAUUUAGUCAUGCAGAGAAUGCAAAAAAAAUCUUUAAACAUUAUUUUUGCCCUUGAUUGCCCAAGAUGGAUUUGCUGAUGUAAAAGAUGUUUCUGGUUAACCACAGAGGAUCUGUUGUGAGAACCAUGUAUAAAUAAGACAAUGGUGGAUUGGAUCCUUUGCCAAAAAUCACCUUCUGUGUAAACUGGUUUUUAUUUAGAUUAUUUCAUUGUUUUUCCUUUGCCUUCUUGCUAACAUAAUAUGCCAAAGCAUCAUCAGUUGGGUUUUACUGCCAUUUAAAGAAGGCAAUGGUAUGGUGCCCUGGGGGGGCAUGGACAUUUAUUUGUGUUUUAUGUGCGUAAUUUAGUUUCAUGUGAACAAAAUAAAAAUAAAAUACUGAAUCGAGCUCAGGAAAUCCCCAAAAUGUGCAUACAAUUUUUGGGCUUUCAAUUUGCUAUUUCAAGCUGUCUAAGUUGUUUGCACGUACUAUGGUACUGUAUUAUGCAUGGACUUCGCUUCCAUUAAGUCUGAGGGGGACGUGUCCCCCUCACAUUUCAUAAUUAUUCAUUUGGACCCCCCUACAUUUUACAUAAAAUAUUACUUCACCCAGCGCUGUUUUUCAGUGUGUCCCCCCCACAUUCAAAAUGCUUCUCACGCCCCUGGUAUUCACUCAAAUCUUUGUAAUAAGACAUAAUAUCUCUCACAUUUCAAUUAGUGAAUGUUCUAUAUCUGACAAGUAGCCAUACAGAAUUUCCAUGAUGGAAAUUAGGGAUUACAGUAAUUAAAGCUUAUGUACUGUAACAACAAAUACAUGUGUAUAUCACUGAGCCCAUAUCUUUCUAAUAAUGCACAAUAUGUCUUCCAUUCCAACUUAUUCUGCUAGAUCAUCUACGUGUCCACAUAAUUCAAUGGUAUUUCUAUGAAGGGUUAUGGUCAUAUAAUUCUUAAUACUGCACAUGGUAAUAACCAAUAUGUAUGCAUCUCUGAGCCUUUAUAGUAAUUUCUAAUAUCUCACAUUCCAUAUUUGUUCUUUUGUAUUUAUAAUCGAUUAAGAACAACGCUUUGUGGUCUUUUAGUUACCAUUUACAUAUUUAUGCAUCUUUUUUUUAAUUAUUAUUAUUUGGCCUUUAAUUCAGUAAUAAAUUAUUUACAUAUAGUAUUUGUGCACUUCAAAACAUGCAGAUGGCUUGACUGCAGUCUCAGACUUUCAGCUCCUGGCUUUGUGUGCACAAAACCACAAGUAAUGUGAGAGUGCAAAAUAGCAAAUGGUGAGGACAAAAAUAGUAAGUCAUGCACACAUUUUUGGGUUUUUGUGAGCUCAAUUCAGUAUUUCAUGGGCACGUUAAGCUAAAUUGUAUUCAUUUGUCCCUUCCAGAGCAUCGUACAAGUCGAGUUGUAUUUUUUCAAAUAAACUGCUCACUGUGUGAAAUACACUG